AUGUCUGUAGAAGCAAGAACGGAAGAUCCAAGAACAAAAUUAGGAAGCUUUAAGCAAAGAACUCUGCAUUUACAUAAUACAUUGUUCAUUUCACUAAAGAAAACAGAAAACCCACAGGCAUGAACUAUAUCAUGUUUACUUCCUUAUGUUUCUGAAAAGGUUUUCCUAGUUCUGAGCAUGAAGAUGAUUUGGAGUGACCUCAUUGAGGGAACAGUUUUCCUUUCACUUAUUGGCCUUGGAGUUUUAGGAAACAAAAUCUUGUUUGUAAGACAAUUGUAUGCAGUCAUCAUGGGUCCUGAGAACAAAAUUGUAGAUGUUAUUCUCAUCCACUUGGCUUUUGUAAACACAAUCAUUAUUUAUUGCAUAGGGGUCAGAAACAUAGCCACAAGUUUUUACAUCAGAAACUUCCUAGGUGAUGUUGGUUGUAAAAUUAUAAUUUAUCUAGAAAGGGUUGCCCGUGGCCUCUCCAUCUGCACCACCUGUCUCCUCAGCGUGGUCCAGGCUGUCACCAUCAGUCUCAGGACCACACUGUGGAGAAAGCUCAAGCCACAGACAGCAUGGCAUGUUCUUGCCUUUCUCUUCCUCUUUUGGAUCUUUAAUUCCCUGAUUAGCUCCAACUUGCUGCACUAUAUCACAGCAGGCAGUAGCAUGAACAGGUCUGUAGUUGGGAUGUUUACUGGGUAUUGCUAUAUGCUGCCAUCCAGGAACAUAGUUAAGUGGCUGUUCCUCUCUCUCAUGACUCUCCGUGAUGUCAUUUUCCAGGGUCUCAUGGGCUGCAGCAGUGGGUCUAUGGCUCUCCGUCUGUACAAACAUCAUGUACAUGUCCUCUAUCUUUACAGCUCCAGGUCUGCAAACAAUUCUAGGCCAGAAAUCAGAGCUACCCAGAGGGUUCUCACUCUCAUGACCUGUUUCCUUUUCUUUUAUUUGGCAGAUUUCAUUUUCUCCGUAUAUAUAGGUUCUACAGUGACACAUGACUCCACAAUACUAAAUAUUAAAGCAUUUUUAGUACUUAGUUAUGCUGGUCUCAGCCCCUUUGUCCUGAUCAUCAGGGAUAUUUGUGCUCGUAAGUCCUGUUGUGUCCCCUAA
This is a messenger RNA of Mus pahari (shrew mouse), 1086 nucleotides long. RefSeq names its product putative vomeronasal receptor-like protein 4. The transcript has a single exon. Lineage: Eukaryota; Metazoa; Chordata; Mammalia; Rodentia; Muridae. The record is from RefSeq and is a predicted model, not a curated record. Gene Ontology annotation, biological process: G protein-coupled receptor signaling pathway. The coding region runs from base 178 to 1086 and encodes 302 amino acids. Gene Ontology annotation, cellular component: membrane. Gene Ontology annotation, molecular function: pheromone receptor activity.